AUGCAUGCCGGAAGCGUUGCCAUGUUCCCUCCUGGCACUGUACGCCUUGAGGAUCCCGGUGCUGCUGCAAGUCGCGAGGGCAUUAUCCUCCAACCGCGACCGACUGAAGAUCCGAACGAUCCACUAAAUUGGCCAAACUGGCGCAAAUAUACCAACUUUGGACUUGUCAGCUUCUAUGUCCUGAUGGUGUCUGAGUUCAUCAACUCUGCUGGUCCGACCUGGGGCCCUAUGCAGAAAGAAUUGGGGUUUAGCGAUGAGGCUCUAACUGCGAGCUAUGCAAUCGGGUGUGCAUGCCUUGCGGUUGGUGCCCUUCUGCUUGUCCCCUUCGCUCUUAAGUUUGGUCGCCGGCCUCUGUACCUUCUCAGCUCCUUGGUUCAAGUUGGUGUAGGCAUCUGGUCCGCCAAAAUCCAGACCGUACCCGACCUCCUCCUAGUCAAUGCCAUCAACAAUAUAUUUGGAGCACUAGCCGAGGUUAUAGUACAGAUGACAAUUGCAGAUGUCUUCUUUAUCCAUCAGCGUGGUACUUUAAAUAGUAUCUAUAUCUGGUUCUGGCAGAUAUCUGUCUCUCUUGGCCCGUUUAUCGCUGGCUAUAUUACUACUGGCCAAGGCUGGAGAUGGGUUUGGUGGUGGAAUGCUAUCCUUUUUGGUGCCUUCUUCCUCCUUGUCUGUUUCUUUUAUGAAGAGACCAAGUACUGCCCCGCGCAUUCGGCCGCGUCUGCCCAGCCCCUGAAUUCUGGCUACAACCGAAACGCUGAAGAUGAUUUGAAACCAGUGGCAGACGGACCUUGUCCAAUCUCGAUCGCAGCGGAGGAGGGCUCGCAGCAUAACCUGUAUGCUGUCAGAAUCAAUCACGAUAUUCCCAAGAAGACGUAUCGACAACGGCUAGCGCUUACAACUACAACAUCAUCAUCCGGUGGUCUCAAAACCUUCCUCAGCCAUAUGUAUCAACCUCUGGUUCUCCUUACCACUGUUCCCGCCGUUGCCUAUACUGCACUCGCCUACGGCAUCUUGACUGCAACAUCCGAUGUUAUGUCAACAACAGUCUCACUUUACAUGACCCGAUCGCCAUAUAACUUUGCCCCGAAUGAAAUCGGCCUCAUGAAUCUAUCCAAGUUGGUUGGCAGUACAAUCGGCACUCUGAUUGUCGGCCCUCUGAGUGAUGCCUUGAUUAUAUGGCUUUCCCGUCGGAAUAACGGCAUUUUCGAACCGGAAACGCGACUAUGGAGCCUCGUCCCUUUUCUCCCCCUGAUCCCUGCUGGGGCGUUACUUUUUGGACUUGGUUUGCAGAAGGGUCUGCCAUGGCCUAUUAUUGCUGUUGGCUUGACACUCUAUAAGCUCGGCAUGUCGCCAGUGAAUAGUAUCACCAUCACAUAUCUCACAGAUUCCUAUCAGGAUGUCAUCGGCGAUGCAUUAGUUGGCGUCACUAUUAUCCGCAAUACCUUUAGCACCGCCUUCAUUUUCGCUCUCGACCCAUGGGUUCGUUCUGCGGGUAUUCAAUGGGUCCUUAUCACGAUUGUUUUGAUCACUACUGCAAUUCUUUCCUUAACCGGUGUCUUAAUCAAGUACGGCAAGACAUUUCGCGCACACACAGCUGAGAGGUACCAGCGUUACGCACUCCUUCAGUAUAAGGAGAGAUAA
Molecule: messenger RNA, 1638 nt
Organism: Ilyonectria robusta
Lineage: Eukaryota; Fungi; Ascomycota; Sordariomycetes; Hypocreales; Nectriaceae
Product: serine/threonine kinase 16
Exons: 2
Coding region: 1-1638 (545 amino acids)
Biological process (GO): transmembrane transport
Molecular function (GO): transmembrane transporter activity
Source: RefSeq, a predicted model, not a curated record